AUGUUCUUCACUACUCUCGCGACCUUGGCGCUUGCCGCUUCUGGCACUUCCGCGCUCUCCAACUCCGUCGGCAAUGCGUUAGGCAUCAAGAAGGACUCCAUGAUCAGCUACGAUCGCAUUUACUUCGGAUAUGCUCCUAACUACAACCCUCGGGUCACGAUGGCCAGCCUCAACAAGGCCACCGGUCAGAAAGGCGCGACCUACAAUGUCUACAGCCAGAUCACCUCCGACAAUGUCAACAGCGGAAGCUACAACGGCAACUACCAGUACAAUGUUGACGACAUCGUGAACAGUGGAGCGGUCCUGAUCGCCUCUCUCAUGCCCACGGUGCAAUGGACCGGCAUCACUCCCAACCUCUGUUCCUCAGUCAACGACUACUUCACGAACACCUUCACGAACAAGGGGGUCACCGUCUGGCUCCGUUUCGCCCACGAGAUGAACUACUACGCCACGGACGGAACGUACCCCGGCGGUGUCAACUACGGACAAUUCCUGAAGGCCUGGGACUGCAUGUACGAGGCGACCAAGAACAACAACAAGAUCUCCAUGUUCUGGUCGCCCAACUACGUCAGCGACGCCUCCGCCCUGAAGCCCUGGUUCCCGCCGGCGAACCAAGUCGACAUCGUCGGCAUGGACUACUACCCGUCCGCCAGCUCGGCGUCGGGUCUGCCGUCCUUCGACACGGCCUACGGCGGCUUCUACAACACCUUUGCCAAGCCCUACAACCUCCCGUUCGCCAUCGCCGAGACCGGCACGCAGAACGGCGGUGGUUCGGCCAGCGUCGCCCAGAAGGAGGCGUGGUUGAAGACCAUUCUCAACCGCUCGGCCGGAUAUGGUGCCUACCCGCUUUACACCAGUGCCACCUGGUUCGAGUACGGCCCGGACGCCAACAGCAUCAACUACUACGUCGUCUACGGCCAGAGCUCGUCGACCGUCACCCAAACCAUCAGCAACACCGAGGAAGGAUCUUAG
This is a messenger RNA of Dissoconium aciculare CBS 342.82, 972 nucleotides long. Its product is annotated as glycoside hydrolase family 26 protein. The transcript is spliced from 2 exons. The record is from RefSeq and is a predicted model, not a curated record. NCBI's taxonomy places the organism in Eukaryota, Fungi, Ascomycota, Dothideomycetes, Mycosphaerellales, Dissoconiaceae. The coding region runs from base 1 to 972 and encodes 323 amino acids. Gene Ontology annotation, molecular function: mannan endo-1,4-beta-mannosidase activity. Gene Ontology annotation, biological process: substituted mannan metabolic process.